GCGCUCCUUCUCUUUCGCCCUGGGCAUUGUUUCUGCCAACCAAACCAUCGCAUUUUCGAAUUUGCACUGGUGGGAACAUAAAACAAACUUCCAACCAACCUCAAAGAACCAAGGACGACACAAUCACCAAACCUAAACACAGCAAGCCACACAGACUUGACUAUUUACAAUGAUGCCAACUAUUAUUAACUCACCAGUAGAGACAAUCGUUACGAACGAUGCGCCUCAAAUCAAGGUACGUUACCAACAUCAUCGACAUCGGAAUAUCGGUUUUCACCGUGAUUGGACGGUUCUGAUUGCCUGUUCGCAUUUUUGGGAUGUCAUUUUUUUCUCACAUCAUCUAAUUUCUUUCAUAUUUUUUUUGAUUCGAAUCUUAAAGAUGAUUGAAAUCGGAGGACCCGAGACCGAAACGGAGCAAAAGAGACGACGACGACGCAGACGUCGACGACCCCGAAGCAAGAUGUCUUCGGCGACUCCGGUAGAGGGCUGUGAGAAGUCAUUGUCGUGCGACGACUCGACCUGCGCCACAGCGUCACUCUCCAGCGAUGACAUGUCUACAGCCACUCCACAAAGCCCCCAACAGCAAACACAAAAGCAACGAAGAAGGAACAACCAGAAAAACAAAUCAAAGAAACAACAAAAGCAAAACAAGAACAACAAUGCCGACCACGAGGUGUCCCCAGAAGAGCAAUCGAGGUACCUGGCAAUGGACUGCGAAAUGGUCGGUGUCGGUUUCGGGGGCAAGCGAUCGUCUGUGGCCCGAGUGACACUCGUUGACUGGGACGGUCGCAUCGUAUACGACGAGUUCGUUCGCCAGGAGGAAGAAGUCACGGACUACCGAACCUUUGUCAGCGGAAUUACACCCCUUGACGUAGAGGACGCGACCCUCACGCUCGAGGAAUGCCGCCUGGAAGUCCAAAGCAUGAUUGCCGACAAAAUUCUAGUGGGACACGCCCUCAAGAACGACAUGAGGGCGCUCGGGCUCACACACCACUGGAUGGCAACCCGUGAUACGGCCAAGUAUGAGCCUUUUAUGCAGACGAGGUUCGAGGACAACAUAUUGUGGCCCCGCAAGCUCAAGGAACUCGCGCUUGAGAAACUUGAGCGAAAAAUCCAGAGAGAUGGGGAACCCCACAGCGCGUAUGAAGACGCUGCGGCGGCCAUGGACCUCUACCGGCUGGUCCGAAGGAAAUGGGAGAAAGUCAUGGACUACAAAAUCAAGAAAACAAGGGAGAUCGAAAACACACGAAACUAAAUAUAACUAUCAUCAGGAAAACGAUCGAACGAGCAGACAAAUAUAUACCCCGACACGAGAGGUUGACACCAAACAUUCACACAAUCAACAACCAGUGUCACAUGCACAUAAUAUACUAUUAAUCAAAUGACGUACACUUG
This is a messenger RNA of Pseudo-nitzschia multistriata, 1395 nucleotides long. The record is from the annotation of a GenBank genome assembly. Lineage: Eukaryota; Bacillariophyta; Bacillariophyceae; Bacillariales; Bacillariaceae.